AUGUUGCCAUGUGACCCCUCGAAGUCAAAGGUCAAAGCCAUCCACAACAACGUUUUGACUGUGUGUGUUCAUUCUUCUAUAAACUACUGUUGUUGUCCAGAUAUUCUAACACAAUUCCCUUUUCUUCCGUCUGUUCGUUCCGCAGGCCAAGAGUUGAGUCGUAUAAUAGGAGGCUAUGCCCCACCACCACACUCCAUCAAGUACAUGGUAUCCAUCCAAAGCACUUCAGGGCAGCACUUCUGUGGGGGGACUGUAAUCAACAAGUACUGGAUUCUAACAGCUGCACAUUGUGAUGUGGGGAUUGACCACAUGCUGAUUAUAGCUGGAGACUACUCACUCAGCAUGUACGAGGGCACUGAACAGUUCUACAGACCUCACCUCCUCAUUGCUCAUCCAGAAUACAACAUGACAACACACAAUGCCGACAUUAUGCUCAUUAAACUGCGGGCUCCUGUGGUCCUGAACGGUUACGUGUCCAUCGCCCCCUUGUCCCGUCAAGAUGCCAGUGUGGCAGAGGGCCGAGUGUGCCGGGUGUCCGGGUGGGGCCGCACCAGUCCCGCUGGUGGGCAGAUCCCCUCCAUCCUCCGCACGGUCAAGCUGCCUAUUGUCUCCACCGCCAGGUGCAACAGCACCGACUCCUUCAACGGCAACAUCACAGAGAACAUGAUCUGUGCGGGAUACAGCACAGGGGGCAAAGAUGCUUGCAAGGGCGACUCAGGUGGGCCGCUUGUGUGUGAGGGGCGUGUCUAUGGCAUAGUGUCCUGGGGAGAGGGGUGCGCGGACGCCAGGUAUCCAGGGGUCUACACCGCCGUGGCAAGAUACCGCAGGUGGAUAGACCGCAUCAUUUUCAGUUACUACAGCAGGUGUCGCAAGUACUAAACCAUGCUGCGACUUUUUUCAGCCAUUGUCCAAAUACUAAUCUACAGCUAUUGUAAACCAGCUCAACACUACUCCUUCUUACCUGCCGCUUUUCAACUGGAUUGUGUCCCUAACAUUUUUUCUUUUUAUAUUACUGACAUUUUCAGAUGUCAACAUUAUGGAUGAGGGAGUGCUUCUCUCUCUCUUUUUAACAAAGGUGCCAUAUCAUACUUGACAACCUCCAUCUGUUCAGCAUAACAAGAGUAGAUGGAGCAUUGGAACUCAUCCAAGAGCUUUCUGUAGAGAUGUAUCAAAAAUGAUGACUAUGAUGAUGC
This is a messenger RNA of Clupea harengus (Atlantic herring), 1193 nucleotides long. Its product is annotated as trypsin. The transcript is spliced from 5 exons. Gene Ontology annotation, molecular function: serine-type endopeptidase activity. Gene Ontology annotation, biological process: proteolysis. Lineage: Eukaryota; Metazoa; Chordata; Actinopteri; Clupeiformes; Clupeidae. The record is from RefSeq and is a predicted model, not a curated record. Bases 1 to 879 code for a protein of 292 amino acids.